This is a messenger RNA of Lodderomyces jiufengensis, 5034 nucleotides long. It is a transcript of the gene REV3, whose product is annotated as Rev3p. The record is from RefSeq and is a predicted model, not a curated record. Bases 1 to 5034 code for a protein of 1677 amino acids. NCBI's taxonomy places the organism in Eukaryota, Fungi, Ascomycota, Pichiomycetes, Serinales, Debaryomycetaceae. The transcript has a single exon. Gene Ontology annotation, cellular component: zeta DNA polymerase complex; nucleus. Gene Ontology annotation, biological process: double-strand break repair via homologous recombination; error-prone translesion synthesis. Gene Ontology annotation, molecular function: DNA-directed DNA polymerase activity; DNA binding; nucleotide binding.
AUGAUUACUAAACAAAGUCAUGAUGAUACAACUUUAAAUAACUCAACAUUUGAUGUAAGUUCAAUAAAUUGGUCAAAUCAUUCGACUUCGUCAUCACAUUUAAAGAUUCAAAUUAAUGAUUAUGAUACUUAUCAAUCAUUUCCAACAAAGUUAGAUCAAUUAUAUACUAAAGUUUCACAAGUGCCCGUAAUUAGAAUAUAUGGUUCUAUAAAUGUUGAACAUAAAUCACCAGGGCUUGAAUUAUCACCAAGUAAAAGAAGGAAAUUAAAUAAUGAUACACCAGCCACAAAAUCUUCUGUGUUUAACGUGAUUAUUCAUGUUCAUAAUUUUUAUCCUUAUUUUUACGUUGAUUGUCAUGAAACGGAUUAUGUUAAGUUGCAAAGUCAGGAAUAUUUGGACAAAGUUACAAAUUAUUUGGAGAACAUUAUGAAAGAAUCUUUUAAAAAACGACGCGGUAGGAAAGGUACUGAAGAACAAGAAUUAGAGAUUGAUGAUGAAGAGGAAGAGGAGAAUAAAGUUGAAGCGGAAGGUGAUGAUGAGAAAGAUGAAAAAGUAGAAGAGGCAAAGCAACCGAAAAGAUUAAGAAAAUAUAUUGCAAAUGUUUCUAUGUGUAAAGGUGUACCAAUUUAUGGGUUCCAAUUAGGUUAUAAAAUAUUCUAUAAGGUAUCAGUGUUGUCUCCAUUAUAUAAAAACAGACUAUCCAGAAUGUUUCAAGAAAAUAAAAUAAGUUUACACAAAUUUGAUAUGAAUGAUAAUGACGAAAACAAAGGGAAACCUCCACCAUCGUACGUUUACGAGGUUCAUAUUCCUAUCCUUUUACAAUUUUUGACCGAUUUUAAUUUAUUUGGUUGUGGUUGGUUACUUGUUGACAAAGAUCACAUUAACAAAGGACCUGAGACCCGUGGAUUAUACUUUAGAACUCCCUUAUUCACAGAUGUAAGCCGUGAAGCUUAUAAUCAAUCUCAAAUUUAUUCACUUAUAAAAUUUUUACAAAAUUUCAUAACAUCAGAUAAUGUGUUGAUUGAUGGUGGUAAUUUACAAACAUUUACAAGAAUUGGUAAGUCAAUGUUGGAAAUGGAUAUAACAACUAGUGCUAUUGUUAAUAGAUCUUGGUUAAGUGCUAGAGAAUUACAUGAUGAUUUCACUGAGAGAAAUGAAUUUAAUGAAUAUCAGAGAGAUUUAAAAGUUUUUGGUUAUCCCAAGCAUGGUUAUAAACAUGAAUUAGAUGGGAACCCUAAAAUUUAUUUGUCCUCUUUAAAACAUAUUUACAAUGAUUUAAAAUAUCAAUGUCAUUUGAAAAACUCCAAGUAUGAUGUGUCAGUCGAUGUUUUGGAGUCAAAAACAAGAAAUUAUUUUGGAACUGGUUCAACUAAAUGGUCAAAUCAACAACAAUUAGAUGAAUUAUUAGCUUAUUUGAUACAAAUUAAUGGAUCACUGAAUUCAAUGGGAUUUGACAAAUAUUCUAAAGAAGUGAUAAAAGAUAGACAUUCUCAAGAAGCUUUCGAUUUUGAUAUAUUGGAAGAUUUUUAUACUUCUUUUAGUACGGUAGACAUUGAGAAGAAUAAACAGUUUCAUGAUCAAAGAAUGAAAUUUGGAGACAAUUUAUUAAUUUGGGGAGAAUAUAAUGAUUUAUUUAAAAUGCUGCAACUGAUAACAAGUAUACCAUCACCAGAAUUAAAUCCCAAACCCGAAGUAUCUCGUGAAAUAUUUGAUGAUUCAGAUACCGAUACAGAAAAGGCAGAAGUUAACUUAAUGAGUGAAAUUGGAGUUGAUGUUAAUGAAAUAGAAGAUCAAGAAAACCUAGGGAAUGUAAAUUUCGAAGAAGAUGAAGACAAAGAAGAUGAAGAUAAAGAAGAUAGUAGAAGUCCUAAAACAGAUAAUUUACAAGAUGAAAAUGAUGAGAUUGAAGAUUUUGACUCUGCUGAAGAAUUUGAUGAAACAAUAAUGAAAACAAUGACUCAGUUUAAGACUCAAAGAAAUGGAAAUGGUGCCAUAAAAGCUACUAAAAAGCCAAGUAUUGAUAUUUUAUCAUCUAUUGAAGAUUUUUCAUUCACUCCAACUCCAAUUCAACCAACUACCAAAAAUUUGAUAAAUAUGAAACCAGGUAAAAAUGAAUAUGAUGUGGUAAUUCCUGACCUGUUAAAAAAGGAAAAUUAUGCAAAACUGUUUCAAGAUUCUGGUAUUUUAGAAAUCAAUUAUACAGAUCCUUACUAUAGUAAAAAAGAUGAUAUACCAUUAAGGCCAUUUAUAUUUGCGAAUCAAAGAAUGCAUGUUCAAUUAAAGAAUGAAGAUACAGUACCAAAGUUGGACAUGGUAGACCCUACUAUUAGUGGUAAAUCUCCUAUAGUCAAUUCUUGUCGAACUUGGCAAUAUCAAUUAGAACCACCAAGUAAGAAAAGUAUAUUAGAUUGGCUCAAAAAUGAAGAAUCUAAAAUUAUCAAGAAGAAAUUAAAAUAUAGAUCUCAAAUUGAACCGGGAGUUACCCAAUCAAAUGACUAUAAAUUUAGUUAUAAUUCAGAAAAAGUUACGAGAAAACCUGAUGAAUUCAAUUAUUUAAGUGAUUUUCAUGUCGAAAUACAUGUUAGUCCUCCAAAUUCAAAAUUAGCUGCUGAUCCUUUAAGAGAUCCUAUUUCUUUUAUUUUUUAUUCAUUUGAAGAUGCUAAUGAAAUGUUUGAUAAAUCUAAAAUUAAGUCAGGUAUUUUGGUAUAUGGUGCUUUUGAUUUGAAAUUGCUCAAUAGUUUAAGUAAAUCAUUAGGUCAACAUGUUGAACAUUUUGAUGAAGAGAAAAAAAUGGUUGAAAGGUUAGUUGAAUUAGUUCAAAUUUUUGAUCCUGAUAUUUUAUCUGGUUAUGAAGUAAAUUCAAUGUCUUGGGGUUAUAUAGUCGAGAGAUUUCGUGAAGUUUAUGAAGUUAAUAUUAUGAGUGAUUUAAGUAGAGGCACACAUAGAUCAAAUGGUAAAUUUGGAGAUAGAUGGGGAUAUACACAUACUGCAAAUAUUGAAAUAAGUGGCAGACAUAUUAUAAAUGUUUGGAGAAUUGUGAAAUCUGAUUUAGCAUUGACUAGUUAUACUUUGGAGAAUGUGUGCUAUCACUUAUUACAUAAAUCAUUACCCAGGUAUCUGCUUCAUCAAAUUUCAAAUUGGUUGAGUAGUGGUAAUUUCCAAGAUUUGUACGUUGCUUUAUCUUAUUAUAUGAAAAGAAUUGAAUUAACUUUGAAAAUUAUUGUUGUACAAGAAUUAAUCACUAGAAAUGUGGAACACUCAAGAUUAAUUGGAAUUGAAUUUAAUUCCAAUUAUUAUCGUGGUUCACAAUAUAAAGUUGAAUCAAUUUUAUGCAGAAUUUCAAAACCAGAAAGUAUAUUAUUGAAUUCACCUUCUAAAAUUCAAGUUCAUGAAUUAAGACCUAUUGAGUGUCUUCCAUUGGUGAUGGAACCAACAGCGAAUUUUUAUAAGUCUCCCUUGGUUGUUUUAGAUUUUCAAUCAUUAUACCCUUCAAUUAUGAUUGCUUACAACUAUUGUUAUUCUACAUUGAUUGGGAAAUUACAUAACUAUAAACCGAAGAAGAAUAACAUUGGUUAUUUAAAAAGUUUGAAUCUACCACCUGGAAUAGUAGACUUACUAAACCAAGACGAUGCUAUAAACAUAUCACCAAAUGGAUAUGCUUUUGUUAAGAGUCAUGUUAGAAAAUCAAUUUUAGCCAAAAUGUUGGAAGAAAUUUUAAAUAUUAGAAUCAAGACAAAAGCAGUCAUGAAAAUGUUUAAUGAUGAUAAAGAAUUAAAAAAAUUAUAUAACUCAAGACAGAUAGCUUUAAAAUUAAUUGCAAAUGUUACUUAUGGUUAUACUUCAGCCACAUUUAGUGGUAGAAUGCCCAAUUCAGAUAUUGCGGAUGCAAUUGUAUCAAGUGGUAGAGAAAUUUUAGAAAAAUCAAUUGAAUUAAUUGAAGGUGGUGGAUAUGGUGCCAAAGUUGUCUAUGGUGAUACAGAUUCUUUAUUUGUUUAUUUCCCAGGUAAGUCAAAAGCUGAAGCAUUCAAACUGGGUAGAGAAAUUGCCAAUCUUGUUACUGACUAUUUUCCAGAUCCAUUACAAUUAAAAUUUGAAAAAGUAUAUCACCCCAGUGUUUUGUUAGCUAAAAAGCGUUAUGUUGGCUAUUCAUAUGAAUAUGAAAAUCAAAAAAUACCUAAAUUUGAUGCCAAGGGUAUUGAAACAGUUAGAAGAGAUGGUGUACCUGCACAAGCAAAAAUGACUGAAAAGGCCCUAAGAAUUUUAUUUGAAACAAAAGAUUUAUCAAAAGUUAAAGAGUAUUCACUAAAGCAAUUUUAUAAGAUUUUUUUCAACAAGAUCUCAAUUAAUGACUUUUGUUUCGCAAAAGCAGUCAAAUAUGGUGAUUAUAAAGAUGAAAGAUAUCUACCACCUGGUGCAUUACUUUCAAGUAAAGCAGCCGAAGAAGAUCCAAGAAAAGAACCACAGUAUAAGGAAAGAGUCCCAUAUUUAGUUAUUAGAGAUUCAACAAAGAACAGAAUCAAAGAUCGUGUUAUGUUUCCCGAAGACUUUAUCAAAACUUUGAGUACUUCAGAACCAUUAAUGUUGGAUUAUGAAUAUUACAUCACAAGAGUAUUAAUACCACCACUAGAAAGAAUUUUCAAUUUAAUUGGAGCAGAUGUAAGAGGCUGGUACAAGGAAAUGCCAAGAUUCACAAGAACAAAUGUAAUAAGUAUUUAUAAUGAUUCAUGUUUAAUCUGUGGUAAUAGAUUAGAUGGAAGUGAAUAUGUAUGCUCAAAUUGUUCAUUUGACAAAGAACAAUUAUCGACUAAUGUAAUGAUGAGUUGUAAAACAACAGAAUCAAGAAUUAUUGAAAUUGAAAAUACUUGUAGAAAAUGUGUUUCAAAUGUUUUUUUACCUGGUGGGUCAAUGAAUCAAUAUACUAACAAUUGUGUUAAUCGAGAUUGUUCCGUGUACUUCAAUAAGGUCAAAGCUAAUCAAGAAUCAAGACAAUUAUUUGAUAGAAAAGAUAAAGUUUUAGAAGAAAUAGAUUGGUAA